AUGUUUGGACUGUUCAAGGACCGGGAUGAAGAGCGUCAGCAGCAACAAUACCAGCAGAACGAGCCGAGAUGGGAGUACUCGAGGUGUACCGGGAAGAAGAAGGCUGUUUUGAUCGGAAUCAACUACUACGGCCAAGAUGGAGAACUCUCUGGGUGUAUCAACGACGUGCAGAACCUCUAUGAAUUCCUCACCACGCGCAGGGGAUACAACCCGGGAGACAUCGUAACUCUCACCGACGACCAGGACCAUCCUCGAAGGAUCCCCACCAAGGAGAAUAUUCUGACGCCCGGCUCCCAGAUUGCAGCGGCCAAUUGGCUCGUCGCCGACGCUGCUCCCGACGACGCACUCUUCUUCCACUUCUCUGGCCAUGGUACCCAUGUCAAGGAUCACGAUGGAGACGAGCAUGACGGUCGCGAUGAAGCUAUCUGCCCUGUUGACUUUGAUAGUGCUGGCCUGAUCGUGGAUGAUCAACUCCAUGACCUCCUCGUCAAGCCCCUCCCCGUCGGAUGCCGAAUGACCGUUCUAUUCGACUCCUGCCACUCCGGUUCCGCUCUGGAUCUACCUUACAUGUACAGCACCGAAGGAAAGAUUAAAGAACCCAACCGCCUCGCGGACGCUGGCCAGAGCCUCCUCUCUGCCGCUCAAUCUUACGCCGCAGGUGACAUGGGUGGACUCUUCCGAUCCGCUCAGACGCUCUUCUCGGUGGCCACUGGGCAGAAUGAUGAAGCGCAUCAGUUGACGAAGGAGACGAGGACGAGCGAAGCCGAUGUGAUCUUCUUGAGUGGAUGCAAGGAUGAGCAGACUAGUGCUGAUACGGUUGAGGGAGGGGAGGCUACUGGUGCUAUGAGCUUUGCGUUCAUCUCGGUUCUCACUGAGAAGCCCCAACUCACAUACAAGGAACUCCUCGUCAAUGUCCGCGAGAUUCUUAGGAACAAGUAUAGUCAGAAACCUCAGCUUUCGGCUUCGCAUCCUAUUGAUACGGAUCUGCCAUUCGUAUGCUAA
Coprinopsis cinerea okayama7#130 is the source of this 1002-nucleotide messenger RNA. Its product is annotated as metacaspase. Gene Ontology annotation, biological process: proteolysis. The transcript is spliced from 15 exons. Lineage: Eukaryota; Fungi; Basidiomycota; Agaricomycetes; Agaricales; Psathyrellaceae. Gene Ontology annotation, molecular function: cysteine-type endopeptidase activity. The coding region runs from base 1 to 1002 and encodes 333 amino acids. The record is from RefSeq and is a predicted model, not a curated record.